Molecule: messenger RNA, 1115 nt
Organism: Mustela lutreola (European mink)
Lineage: Eukaryota; Metazoa; Chordata; Mammalia; Carnivora; Mustelidae
Gene: TPRG1
Product: tumor protein p63 regulated 1
Exons: 6
Coding region: 178-1005 (275 amino acids)
Cellular component (GO): cytoplasm
Source: RefSeq, a predicted model, not a curated record
UCCUAACUUGCAGUCCACUCGGUGAGGCAGGGUUGAGACUCAGGGGGUGACAACCCAAGGGCACCCUUGUGUUGGGCAUCAGCUGAGCCAACCACUCUCUGUGCUCUGUCCCCCCCCUCAUCAAAGAAGAGAAAGAAGAGCCUUGAGGGUCAGCCACAGCCUUGUCAGGUAGAAGAAAUGUCAACGAUUAGGAGUUUUGAGGGAUUCCACCCUGUGUCUCUGAAGCAAGAGGGAGAUGACCAACCCUCUGAGACUGACCAGCUGUCCAUGGAGGAGAAGGACCCGGAGCCAAGGCAGAUUUCAAGGCAGCCAAGUGUGACUGAAUCAACACUCUACCCCAAUCCUUAUCACCGACCUUUUGUCUCACGGAAGUACUUCGCUACACGGCCGGGGGCCAUUGAGACUGCCAUGGGAGACUUGAAAGGGCACAUAGCCGAGACUUCUGGAGAGAAAAUUCAAGGCUUCUGGCUCUUGACAGAGAUAGACCACUGGAACAAUGAGAAGGAGAGGAUUUUGCUGGUCACAGACAAGACUCUCUUGAUCUGUAAAUAUGACUUUAUCAUGCUCAGCUGUGUGCAGUUGCAGCGGAUUCCCCUGAGCUCCAUCUACAGAAUCUGCCUGGGCAAGUUUGUCUUCCCUGGGAUGUCACUGGACAAGAGACAAGGAGAAGGCCUUAGGAUCUACUGGGGAAGUCUGGAACAGCAGUCCCUCUUUUCCCGCUGGAACCCAUGGUCCACUGAGGUGCCUUAUGCGACCUUCACUGAGCACCCUAUGAAAUAUUGCAAUGAGAAGUUCCUCGAAAUUUGUGAGUUGUCUGGGUUCACGUCUAAGCUUGUUCCAGCUAUCCAGAAUGCCCACAAGAAUUCGACUGGAUCUGAAAGAGGAAAGGGACUGAUGGUGCUAACUGAACCCAUUUUGAUUGAAACCUACAUGGGGCUGAUGUCACUCAUUGGAAACCGCAACAAACUUGGCUAUUCCCUUGCCCGCGGGAGUAUUGGUUUUUGAGAUGUUUUUUGAUGUAUAAGUAUGCCAUCCACUAAUACAUAUUUAUCGAAGAUUCUGUUUCAGGCCACCAUAGUUUUGGAUCGAAACAAUUCAUUACUUCCUAAUACUAU